UGUAUAUAUAUACAGACGGGUUGGCAAGCAAGUAGUGUACAGUUUCCAAUCAAGGCUUGCUCUCGAAGUAGGCGCGCUGCGGGAGAGUCUCGAGCGGACGAUCAGUGACGUGGGACGACGGCGCCAUCGCAUCGCAUCGCUCCGCUCCGGAGUGUUGCCGGUCGAUCGAGCUCCUCCCCUGCAUCUUCAGCGGCGAAGAGAGGAAGAAGAUCAAGCCGGAGAUUACCCAUCCCGUCGAACGGCGUGCUGAAGCUGUACCUUUCGAGCGCGAGAGCGAUGGCGCGCAGCUUGCUUCCAGCGAUGGCGGUCAUGGUGGCUUUGUCCAUCGUGACGAUCCUGAGUGUUGCCACGCCUGCCUUCGCAGGCCCACCGAAGGUAGAAAUUUCAUUGGUCGUUUGGGGCGGCACCGGUUGCAGCUAUAGCGAUAGCAGCGCUGCGUUGCCUCCCCCUUACGACGUUCUCACAGUCCUCUUCGGCAAUAUGAUCGCCACCACCGAUAAGGGCUUGCCGGAUACGCGCAAGUUCUGCCAGUUUUCCUUCUCGCUGACUUAUCCCAAGGGCUGGAGUUUCACACUGGGCACCGUCACCGGCCGCGGCUUCCGGGACGUCGCCGCCGGCUCCACGGGCUUUUACGAGACGCAGUUCUACUUCUCCGGCCAGCAGGGGACGCCCACCAUAACGCGCACCUUGCCCGGCCCUCAGAAAGGCAACUUCGAGUUCACCGACGUGUUCUUUACGGAGGUCUACAGCAAGUGCAACGACGUUCCCAACCUGAACAUCAAGCAUGUGGUCCGCGUGGAGGGCGCCAAGGCCCUGGUUGGGCUCGAUUCGUCGGACUCAAAGUUCGAGCUCCUGUUCGCUUUCAAGUGGAAGAAGUGCUAACUCUGAGAAGGCAGCAUUUCGUGCACCGAGCGGGAGGGAGCGGCAGCAGUCGUUAUGAUCAAGCACCAGGGAUGGAGGGAGCAGAUGGAGAGAGGAGGAGAGGAGCUGCCGACCGGUUCACACGCAAGCGAAUAGCUGUAGAGGAUGGCGAUGCACAAUAGAGUGUGUGGGUGCAGCCAGAAUGGCUGGGUUCUAAGUAUGAGGUGAGAGGGGGUCAAUGUUAAGUUGAAGGCCAUCCGCGGCGCGAGACUCAGACGCUAGACGAAGUGGAGUGGACGAAGUAGACGAAGUAGAUGCCGCACUGCUCCCAUCUGGAAAAGCUCGGUAGCUGGUAGAUCAAUCCAGGAUGCUAUACCCCUAUUGUGACCCUGUCUUAUCGUUGUCAUAUCUGUCAUGGGUGACCAGACUCCUUGCAUCCUAUAUGUAACUUGUGCCAAACGGCCAGACUCUAAGCAGGACGAUCAGGUAUGCUUGCUCCAUCCUCCUCUGAAAGACAAACAGACUCUCGUCAAAUCCUCUCUCUCUCUCUCUCUCUCUGUGUGCUUAUGUUUUCUUUUUUGUUUGUUUUUUAUUUUUAUUUUUAUGUGUGUUGUCAUAUUCGCUAUACACUCACAAAAAGCAUGACUGUGCCAGAGAGACUGUUUCGUCGGACUUUCACCGACUCAUGAGGAGGUUGAGUGUGUGUGUGUGUGUGUGUGUGUGUGUGUGUGUGUGUGUGUGUGUGUGUGUGUGCGCGCGUGUGUGUGAUUACGUGUUGUUUUGAUUAGCGCUUGUCAGGGCGUUUCAAGCAGUAGAGGAGGAGGGAGCUAAUGAUCUCUUUAAAUGUCCUUAAUGUUUGGUACCUCAGGUGUGUAGUGAUGUCCUGCUUCCCUAUUUUGUGAGUGAUGUCCUGCUUCCCUAUUGUGUGCCCAUUUGCCAUCGUCGACGAGCAUCUACCGAGCAUCCACCGAUUACCGUGAUAGAUGCGAGCAAAAAUGAUCCAGCACUGGGUUUAUUAACUGAGAACGUGAAAGUGCCUCGGCAGGAGGAGGCAUCCUUAGACCCAUAGCCACAUUAGCUUGGCCAAGAGAGGGUCGCCAGCUGGUGGUGUCCGUGAGAAUAGGGAAAUGCCUCUCUUGGGGGUGAGCAGAGAAGAUUUCAAGCUUGGUGGCUCUGCACUUGCACGCAGCAGAGGAAGGACGACCGUCACUCACUCCUCGUUGAACAUCAUCUCUAGCAUUCGAGUUGGUCAUUUCACUGAGGUGCACUCCACAAGACUUGUAAUAUCCUCUGCUCUUGGUCUAAUGGCAUUAGUCCCUCUCGAAGGAGAUCUACGUUUGAUAUAAAUAUAUAUAUAUAUAUAUAUAUAUAUAUAUAUAUAUAUAUAUAUAUAUAUAUAUAUAUUUAUGUGUGUUCUAUGUCUCAUGACUCUCAUCUAAGUGUGUUCUACGUGUGAUCCUUUUUUCUUAUUAUUUAAUUUUAAACCAGAGGCCUAAGUGUGAUCUACUUGUGCUCUAAAUAUUUGUUCUACGUGUGAUUUGCAUGUGAUCUAAAUGUUAGCUAAUUGUGAUCUAAGUUUGAGCUAAGCGUGCCCUAACUGUGAGUUGAGUGUGAUCUAACUUCUAAGUGUGAGGAUCCUGCCACCUACAUCCUCGAACAGAAAAAAAAAAGGGAAAACUAAGGCGCACUCAGGGUUUGAGUUUGUAAAAGCAAAUAAAAUUUAAAACUUCGU
Messenger RNA from Chara braunii, 2593 nucleotides. NCBI's taxonomy places the organism in Eukaryota, Viridiplantae, Streptophyta, Charophyceae, Charales, Characeae. The record is from the annotation of a GenBank genome assembly.